This is a messenger RNA of Patiria miniata (bat star), 3399 nucleotides long. RefSeq lists its product as uncharacterized. Bases 1 to 3399 code for a protein of 1132 amino acids. Gene Ontology annotation, biological process: defense response to virus. Gene Ontology annotation, cellular component: cytosol. NCBI's taxonomy places the organism in Eukaryota, Metazoa, Echinodermata, Asteroidea, Valvatida, Asterinidae. The record is from RefSeq and is a predicted model, not a curated record. Gene Ontology annotation, molecular function: protein binding. The transcript has 9 exons.
AUGACGGGAAAUGAGGAGAGAAUGCUGCCUUGGAAAGACAGACCUCUUUGUCACUUCACUUGGAAUCUGAAAGUUGCGGUCACUACCGAUUACGAGCGAAUUAUACGUAACAUAGAUCAUGAUUUAGAAGAGACACCAAAUGUAUUGAGGAUAGAAAGCCUUCUGUUUAGAGCCUAUCUAGAGGUAUGGGACAACCGAAAGCGUUGGGAUGUCCGCAAGGCGAGAGAAUUCCUCGACAGAGCCGACGAAUGCAUAGAGCGAACAGACGUGCAAUUACGUAAGGGCUACAGAGUUGUAGCACUCCUGAAUCGGAUGUGGAUCGAAUACAAAUGUCAUAAUACGCAAAAAGUGACAGAUCUACUCAAUGAAUUGAACAGUGUGAGGUUACGGGAUAAAGACCACUCUGUAGUCGGGGCAGUGCGAGCAGCAGCAUUAACACGUCUGGGACCCCAUGUUAAGGAAACUGCUUUGCAGCUGUUCGAAGUAGCACUGCAGAGCUUCCCGAAAAAUGUAGACUUCAUCUAUGGGGCUGGGCUGAUGACAGGCAGAAUGGCUCGAUACAGGAGAUCCGGAAGCUCUCUAUACAAAAAGCUGGACAAAGAAGGUCAAAGGCUCAUGGACAAUGAAAAAGAGUAUUGGCUGAAGAUGAUGAGGAAGAACGAUGAAUAUCAGCUGGCGAGAUCAUCUCUUGGAUUGAACCUCAGUCGACGAGGAAAAAAGGACAGAAAAAAAGGAUGUCAGCAUUUGACAAAAGCCUACGAAAAAAACCCCGAGGUUCAAGAGGUAGUGCGAAAUUUGGCACGAUUUUACAAAGGUACAAGAGAGUUUGAAGAGGCGAUACCAUUAUUAAAAAAUGGUAUUGAACGGAGCCCAGACUGUCCAGAAAGUCAUUUUCAGUUGGCAUUGUGCUACAUCGCAUGCUCUAAAAGAGACAAAGCAAUACAGGAGAAAAAGGACGAGUGGAACAAGGAAGCCCUUGAGGAGCUUCAUAAAUGCUUGGAUCUCAACAAAGGACAUAAUUUUGCAUUAACGAAAUUAUGCAAUGUUCACGCUGCCCUUGGGAACCACGAAGAAGCUGAAAAGAUCUACGAAACCGGGUUGCAGCAGUCUGAACACCGGACAUCCGAAGAUAAGCUAGAUCUUUACUUUAGAUAUGCCAAGUUCCUCCAUUAUACACCAGCGGCCUCGAGACACGAUUCAAGGAUGGAUAUGUGGCACACAGUGAUGGAUAUCGCAGCGUCGUUUGAAUAUCUAGACGAGGCGUCUGGUACAUGGCAAGUGUCAGAGAAGGCUAAAUGGCCUAAAGAGCUAGCUCACGAAAAACUGUUGGAGUACUAUGUAAGUCAGAACAAUUCAUGCCUCGAAGUCGGAAUUCUGCACUUUCAAAACUUCAAUUUUAAAGAAGCUGAGAGGUUAUUAGUACAACAUGAUACUGAGGCUAACUUUAAAAUUACAUGGUACUUGGCACAGACGUACCUGAAGAUGGGUCUUGAAGAAGAACUGCAGGCUCUAUCUCAAAAUAUCGGACCAGAUGAAGCAAAAGAGACAUUCAGGAAGGCUCACGAAAAUGCUCUGCGUGCAAUGGAAGUUGGGUUGAACCAGGGAGAGAGUCGAAAACUAUUGGCGGAUAUUGCUCUAGCUAUCGCACACAACGAGUUUCAGCUGUUAAACCUUCAGCAGCCAACUCUUGCUUCCAUACCACUAGAGUCUCGAUGCAUAAUGUUCUACAGGAAGGCUGUCAGAUGUGGCAGUCUUGUCGCCAGCUUGGAGUUACUCAGACUGAUCCAAAAAGAUAGCCUUCAAAUCACAUCAAGAUGGAUAUUCCUACAAAUUCUUGCGGAAAUUGACGUGAGCUGCUCCCUACGUAGUAGCAAUUUUCUACACCAAGAGGAAAACCCCCUCUCUUUCGGCGAGGGUCUCAGCAGCCGCGAUAGAGACAAAGACGCAUCGGCGUUGAAUUGUAAAACCAUUAAGCGUGAUGUGAUGGCCAUCUUGCAUCAGGAGCCGUUCUUCAGACAGGCUUGGAGGGAGCAUUUCAACAUGGAGAGAGAAAUACUCCUACACAGGUUUGAAAACAACGAAGGGGAGCUGGAGUUGGAUGGAAGGGAAGAGGAAAAGAAGGACACGUUUUCGGAUGAAAUAGUCCAUGCUGCUACCGAUUGCUGUGAGAAACUACGUCCCCUGUUGGACCGUAUUGUUGUCAGGUUUGGGAAAGAAGAGCUCGGCCUUGGAGAAAUGAGAGGUCAGUAUUUUCCUCUAAUACUAGACGAAAGAAAUGCCGCGAACAUUCAAGACAAAUUUCGAAGAAACGUCAUUGCAACCUUCGGGAUCGACAUGAAGAAACAUUAUCCAAAGCUCUACGAGCAGCUCCUAAUGACACAACCAGGGUGCAGUUCCCAAAAUGGCUUCCUGAAAACGUUUUGCACGCUGGUUAACAAGAUCAAACACAGUGAUGUUCAUUUAAAUGACAUACUACAGACAUCCAAGGACCCAGUCGCCUUGGCUCGUCAGUGCACAGAUAAGGUCGAGGAGAUCUGCAACUUUUUCUUCGUCGCCAUGAAGAAGUCCAGAGAUCUGCAGACGAAGGUGAAGCAACUUGAGGAUGAUAUCAGACGUGGCGAGCAUGAGACAGCCGACGAGCUGCUUCAAGUGCUGUCAAACAACGAAGACUUUGUCGUCCGGAUCGGAAGUACUUGGACAUUACUUGAGAUGAUGGCGUUGAUUCGUACAAGCAGAAGGCUGUCUUCGCCACGUGAUGUGGAGACUGACGAGCUGGAGUCGAAACUGACCGAUGGAGGAUGCACGUUUACUCAAAAACUCCGCCGGUGCCAUCAAACAGUUGAAGACGCGCUAUUGCACCGGAAUAACGAAGUUCGGACGAAGUGUAGAGACACAUGCAGAGAGGCCGUCAAACUACUGAAUUCAGUUUUAGCUAAGCAUAAGAACGAGGUAGGGAAUUGUGGAGCUGCAGCCAACCUGAAACCGAAUUCACCGAAGGUAUCUCGGCGAGCACAGAAAGUAACAGAGGAGAGGCCUAUUGCUUUUCCCUUUCUGGACAUGUGCCCUGAUGAUGAAAGCCGCCAGCAAAAUGAACCCGGCCACUGGAAGGGGGUAGUCAAGAAGCAGCUGGAGAAAAACCUCAGCAAGAUGGGGGUCGACAAGAAACUGGUGGACAUAAUCUUGAAGGCCCAACCAUGCGUCUCCGAAGAGAACUAUAAUUUCAUAGCCAUGGAGACAUUUCUCCAGGGAGGAGGUGAUGACGUCAUUGUCCGGAUAACGACAUGCAAUGGUGAAGAGAAAUCAUUCCAGGUGUUGGAUCUCACCCGCUGGUGCACGGAUAACGCUGAAAGACUUGCGCUGGAAAUGGCUACCAUUAUCCCUUCGCUGGUGCACGGUUAA